Molecule: messenger RNA, 1297 nt
Organism: Terrapene triunguis (Three-toed box turtle)
Lineage: Eukaryota; Metazoa; Chordata; Testudines; Emydidae
Gene: CALHM2
Product: calcium homeostasis modulator family member 2
Exons: 4
Coding region: 239-1198 (319 amino acids)
Molecular function (GO): monoatomic cation channel activity
Source: RefSeq, a predicted model, not a curated record
GCACCGGCACUUUCUGAGCUGGAUUCCCACUCCCCUCCUCCCCCUGCACUUGGAGUGUAGCCGAGAAGGCUCUGAAAACGGAUUUAACAACCCCUUAAGUCUAGAGUCUUUGAGGAACACUGCACAACACGAACGUUAAGGCAGUCGAGAUCAUGAGUCUGAUUCUUCACUCUAGUCCAGCGUGAGGUGAGAGGACCCAGACUGCUGUAGGCAUCUCCUAGUGGAUGCUCCAUCCAAGAUGGCUGCCCUCAUCACUGAAAACUUCCGCUUCCUUUCUCUGUUCUUCAAAAGCAAAGAUGUGAUGAUCUUCAAUGGCCUGGUGGCCCUGGGCACGGUGGGCAGCCAGGAACUCUUCUCUGUGGUCGCCUUCCACUGCCCCUGUUCUCCGGCCAGGAACUACAUCUAUGGACUUGCUGCCAUCGGAGUCCCAGCCCUGGCCCUGUUCCUCAUCGGCGUCAUCUGGAACAACCACACCUGGAAUUUGGUGGCCGAGUGCCACAAGAGGGGGGCCAAGAACUUCUCGGCCGCAGCCACCUUCCUGCUCUUUGGCUCCAUCAUAGGCCGGGCUGCCGUGGCCCCUGUCACCUGGUCGGUCAUCUCACUGCUCCGCGGAGAAGCCUACGUCUGUGCCCUCAGUGAAUUUGUGGAUCCUGCCUCCCUAGAUAAAUUUCCAGCCAGCUAUGGACCGGAGACCCUGGCCAGGUUCCCUUGUAAGGACAUUCCCGGGAACUUGACAAGUUUUAAGGAAGAAGUUAUAAGAAGACUAAGAUACGAGUCGCAGCUCUUUGGAUGGCUGCUCAUUGGGGUCAUCGCAGUCUUGGUUUUCCUCACCAAGUGCCUGAAGCACUGCUGCUCGCCGCUCAGCUACCGGCAAGAGGGCUACUGGUCCCAGUACCGCUCUAGCGAGGCCAAGCUCUUCGAGCGCACCGCCGAAGUUCACUCCAAGAUCCUGGCUGCCAACAACGUCAAGCAGUUCUUCGGCUUCGUGGCUCUGAAUAAGGAGGAGAAGGAGCUAGUGCAGGAGUUCCCAGUGGAGGGCGUCCAGCCAAGCCCGCAGUGGAACGCCAUCACCGGGGUCUAUAUCUACCGGGAAAAUAAGGGCUUCCCACUCUACAGCCGGCUCCAUAAGUGGGCCAAAGGGGUGGAGGGGAACUGGUCAGGGCCUGAUGGUCAGGAAAUGGUCUUCCUAGCCACAUAAGAGAACCAGCAGCCCAGGGGGAUGACAGAACCAGUUCCCCACACCAUCUUUAUGAUAUGGAGAUAUACCUAUCUCAGAGAACUUGAAGGGACCUUGAAA